This is a messenger RNA of Sardina pilchardus (European sardine), 1659 nucleotides long. RefSeq names its product ribonuclease inhibitor-like. The record is from RefSeq and is a predicted model, not a curated record. The coding region runs from base 574 to 1479 and encodes 301 amino acids. Gene Ontology annotation, biological process: intracellular signal transduction. The transcript is spliced from 6 exons. Gene Ontology annotation, molecular function: protein binding. NCBI's taxonomy places the organism in Eukaryota, Metazoa, Chordata, Actinopteri, Clupeiformes, Clupeidae.
UGAGUGAUGAAUCUGAUGUGUAUCAGUGAUGAUAAUGCAGCUGUAGUGUAGUAGAAAUAUUUUAUCAUUUACUUUAAACAUGAACAUCAGCUUCUGUUCACGCCAAAACUUGUCAACCAACUAACCAUGUGACCUUUUGAACAUAUGUUGAUGAUGCAACCUUGUGACCGUGUGACUGAUCAUUGUUGAUGAGGCCUUUCUUCUUGAUUCAAUCAAGAGGAGGCAAGGCCUUUAAAUGCAGAGAGAACACACUUAUCGUGAGACCUAGUAGGCCACCGCCCUAAGUGGUGUGCUGCGCUAGGUCUCCGGCCGUAGUCUUGAACUGUUUGUUAGCUAAUAAAUGCCUUACCAUGCUUUAUAAUCUCUGAAACUGCCUUUGUUUGCAUGAUACUUAAUUUUCUUAUUUCAUUUGGCGCUGCGGAGCAAGGGUCCUCAAUCUCUGAGCGGAUGGAAACCAAACGUCGCCAUGGAGGCCACAAGAGUCAGAUUUUUUUUGGGAGAGAGAACUUGGUCUGCUGGCGGCGUUUGGGGCCCAUCGUCAGGAAGCAGGACAUACGAACCAUGAGCAGAUAGAUGGCAGUCAAGGGACCUAAAGUGUGCCUGUAUAAGUGCCGUAUUGGAGAGGAAGGCUUCAGAGCUCUUGCAUCAGCACUGAGAUCAAACCCCUCACACAUGAGAGAGCUGCAGCUGAGUGAGAAUAAAGCAGGAGACUCAGGAGUGAAGCAUCUUUCUUCUCUUCUGGAGGAUCCCAACUGUAAACUGGAAAAACUACACCUGGAUGGCUGCAGUAUUGGAGAGGAAGGCUUCAGAGCUCUUGCAUCAGCACUGAGAUCAAACCCCUCACACAUGAGAGAGCUGCAGCUGAGUCAUAAUAAAGCAGGAGACUCAGGAGUGAAGCAUCUUUCUUCUCUUCUGGAGGAUCCCAACUGUACACUGGAGAAACUACACCUGGAUAACUGCAGUAUUGAAGAGGAAGGCUUCAGAGCUCUUGCAUCAGCACUGAGAUCAAACCCCUCACACAUGAGAGAGCUGCAGCUGAGUUAUAAUAAAGCAGGAGACUCAGGAGUGAAGCAUCUUUCUUCUCUUCUGCAGGAUCCCAACUGUACACUGGAGAAACUACGCCUGGAUAGCUGCAGUAUUGGAGAUGAAGGCUUCAGAGCUCUUGCAUCAGCACUGAGAUCAAACCCCUCACACAUGAGAGAGCUGCAGCUGAGUUGGAAUGGAGCAGGAGACUCAGGAGUGAAGCAUCUUUCUUCUCUUCUGGAGAAUCCCAACUGUAAACUGGAGAAACUAGACCUGAUGUACUGCAGUAUAACAGAUGAAGGUUUCAGAGCUUUAGCAUCAGCACUGAGAUCAAACCCAUCAGCCCUCAGAGAGCUCCUUCUGUAUGGGAAUCAGCCUGGACCCUCAGCACAGCAGCUGUUCUCUGAGCUGAAGACACAUCCAAACUGUAAACAUCUACAAAUAUAUGGACUCUAAUGAAUCCAUCUUGUUGUGUUCCACCUGAAUCAUGUUUUUACACUGUGCAUAAAUAAGUGUUGCAGCACAUUCAUAUGUGAAGUUAUAUGUUUUAAAGUGACUUAUGUAAAUAUGAAAAUUGUGAGUAAUAUUGUAUAAAGAAUGUUUUCAAUAAAAACACAUGGUAACAUGUUAAGUUGA